AAUGAGUACAUGGCAACAAAUAGGCUAUUUGGUUAAAAAAAAUUUAUUAAUCAGUAUGAGAAACAAAGAGUUCCUUGUUGAGUCAAUUUUACCAAUUGUUGUGGCAGCUAUGCUUUCAUUAAAAGGUAUAAUAAUGAUUGAGAUGAUUAGGUCAAAUAUAAGCAAUUUAAUAAUUGAUGCCUUUAAUGUAUGGUAUUGCAUUGACUUCUACACAAAGAUCUAUGUUGAUUAAGUUAGUAGAAGAGAAAAGUAAAAGGUAUAAAGAAUUACAGAAAGUAAGUAUAUAAAUAAUUUACUUAUUAGAUUAUGGGUAUGAAGGAUAAUGCAUAUCUUUAUGGUUGGGUAAUAACUGGUUAUAUAAGAAUUGCAAUUGUAAAUAUAAUGAUUUUAAUUUUAGUCUUUAAUAAUAUUUGAAGUAUGUUGGUAUAUAUGUAAUAUAGUUUUUAAUAUUGAUUGGGAUGAAGAAUUUCAUAUAUCUUUUUUAUCUCUAUUAUGGCCUUAUGUAUUAUUUGCUUUUGCUGUAAGAAUAUAUAUUAAAUACAAUAGGCAAUGAAUUAGAAUUUUUUUUUAUCAAGUUUAUUUAAUGAAGUUAAAAUUGCUGGGGAAAUGUAAUCAUUUAUAUAGAUUGCAUUUAUUUUUUUCAUAUAUUUUUCAUUUGUAGAAAAGUUGGCUGAUAAGAUGAUAUUUUAUAUUUUUAUGACACUUAUAAGUCCAUAAUGUGGAAUAGCCUUUUCAUAUAUAUCAGCUAUGAAUAGUUAAAGUGGAAAUGAUUUAACUAAAUUGAAUUUAUUCCCAACUGAUAUAAUAAGUAGUACAUAUUCAACUUAAAUGGCUGGUAUUCAAUUAGGAAUACAAUUAAUUGCUUAUUUCAUAUUGUUUUUGUAUUGUGAAUAAGUUGUUCCAAAUGAAUAUGGAAUAGCUAAACAUCCUUUAUUUAUAUUUGGAGUCUCUUAUUAGAAAAAAGCAAAAGUUAGUUAAUUAGAUUAUGAUACUUCAUUAGAAAUUAAUAAUAGUAAUACACCUUUAAGUUCUGCUAUGUAUACAGAGGAAAUAAAAAUGAAUAAAUCACCAAGUAUAACAAUUUAGAAUUUGUUAAAAAAGUUUGGAGAUUUGAAUGCUGUUAAUAAUAUGAGUUUAGCUUUAUAUGAAUCUUAGAUAUUUUGUUUGCUUGGACAUAAUGGAGCUGGUAAGACAACUGCAAUUAGUUUACUGACAGGAAUGAUUUAAAAAACUUCAGGUUAAGUUAUGAUGUAUGGAAUGAAUUUGGAUAAAUAAUUAUCAGAUAUUAGAAAAUCAUUAGGAUUAUGUACUUAGAAGGAUUGUUUAUAUAAUGAAUUAACAGUGAAAGAACAUUUAAAAUUUAUAUCUAGUAUAAAGGGUAGAAUUGAUAAAGAGGAAAUGAUUUAAAUUAUGAAAAAAACUGAAUUAUUAGAGGAAUAAAAUAAAUAAGUUUAAGAAUUAUCUGGAGGUUCAAAAAGGAAACUCUCUUUGGCUAUGAGUUUAGUUGGAGAUUCAAAAAUAAUAUUUUUAGAUGAACCAACAUCAGGUAUGGAUGCUUAUUCAAGAAGAUCUAUUUGGAAUAUAUUAGAGAGAAUUAGAGAAGACAAAAGAACAAUUAUAUUAACUACACAUCAUUUAGAUGAAGCAGAAAUACUUGCUAAUAGAAUUGGAAUUAUGUCAAAAGGUUAAUUAUUAGCAGUAGGUUCAUCAGAUUAUAUUAAAAGAAAAUUUGGAGAAGGUUAUAAUUUAAAAUUAUCAUUUGAUGAUGUAAAUUUAAGAAAUACUAUUUAAGAAAAAGUUAAUUAAAUGGUACCUAAUAGUUUUUUAGAAACAUAACAUUCUAAUAAUAAUAAACUUGUAUUUAAUAUACCAUUUUCAUCAAAAGGAAAAUUAAGUGAUCUAUUUUAUAAUUUGGAAUCUUUAGAUGUCUAAAUUGGUUUAGAGAUGAAAACUUUAGAAGAUGCCUUUGUAAAAAUUGGACUUGAAGAUGAAAAGAGUCAUUUAAAUGAUGUAAGAAAAAGUGAAAUCAAAAUUGCUAAAUUAAGUAUGGGAAUUCCAGAUAAUAAUGAAGAAAUGGAAUUUGAAAAAGAAUAUUAAGAUAUCAUUGAAUAAAAUUAAAACAUUGAAAAUUACAAUAAUAUCUCUGAGUUUCAUUAAGAAAAACAAUUAUUGUAAGAUGUUCCAGAAUGUUUAAAAAAUGAACCUUCUUAUAAAUUUUCUUCAUAAUUAUUAGCAAUUUUCUUAAGAAGAUAUUAUACUGUGAUCAGAACAAGCACAAAUUAUUUUUCUAUUAUAAUCCCUAUGCUUACUUUUAUUUUAGGUAUGAGUACUGUAGCUGGUGUAGAUUUUGAUGAAUUAUUACAUACUGUAUUUCCUGAUAUGGAUAUUAAUAAUUUAUAAGAAGCUGUUGAAUUUUUCAAGAUUUCAUUACUUGCUAGUUGUAGUGUAUUGGCAUUUUGUUUUAAUGCAACAGUCUACAUAACUUAACCAGUCUUAGAAAAAGAAACAUACUUAAAGUAAGCUUUAAUAGGAAUGGGAUGUAGAUCAUUUCCAUAUUGGUUUGGAACUUUAUUAUUUGACUAUAUGAUAUACUUAUGUUAUGUAGCCUUAUUUUAUAUCAUUUCAGCCUUAUUGAAAUUAGAUAUAGCUUUUAAAUAUUGGAAGACAGGAUUAUCAUGUUAUAUAUUAUUUGGUUUCAGUUAUAUUUUAUUUGCUUAUCUUAUGGGAUUUUUAUUUAAAACUCUAGAGAAUGCAUUAAAAUUAUAUUCAAUGUUUUGUUUCUUUGCUAAUUUUUGUGUUCCUUUUAUUGUAAUAGCUUUUGUUGACUUCUUUUAUUAAGAAUUUAAUAAUGAAAUUGCAAAAUUAUUGAUUUAUAUAUUUUAAGUUCUAUUUGUUGUAGUAUCUCCAUUUUAUGCAUUUUUUGAAGCAUGCACAUUUUUAGCAGAUAAUUUCUAAAAAAUUUAUGAUUUAUAAUUAUACUCAACUCCAUAAUUAAUUUAAAGAACUUAUAUAUUUCAAUUAAUUUUAUUUGGAUAAAUCAUAAUUUAAAUUUUGAUACUUUAUUUAAUAGAAUCAAAAAGUUUUACAAUUCCAAGAAGUAAUACAAAUUAAAUACCAUAAACAGAAUAAUUAGAAUAAGAAAUUCUAGAUGAAAGAAUUAGAAUUGAACAAUCUAAAAAAUAUGAUCCUAUUGUUUGUAAAUAUUUAGAAAAAGAAUAUAUUAAAGAUAAACCAACAUUAUAAUAAUUAACAUUUGGUGUAAAGAAAGGUGAGAUAUUUGGAAUUAUUGGUCCAAAUGGUGCAGGUAAAUCUACACUAAUAAAUGUAUUUACUGGAAUUAAUACACCCACUAAAGGACUUGCUUUAAUAAAGGGAUGUGAACCCAAUUAAAGAAAUCAAAAGGUUAUGUAACAUGUAGGUAUUUGUCCAUAAUUUGAUUGUAUUUGGGAGAAUCUAACACCAAUAGAACAUUUAUAACUCUUUGGUAGAAUCAAAGGAUUAACUGGAUAGGAUCUAUAAUAAGCAGUCAAAUACUUUAUUAAAACUAUGUAAUUGGACUUAUUCGUAAAGACUAAGGCAGGAUAAUUAAGUGGUGGAAAUAAGAGAAAACUAUGUGUUGCAGAUGCUUUAAUAGGAGGAAGUGAUAUUACUUUUUUUGAUGAACCAAGCACAGGUGUAGAUCCUAUAUCAAGGAGAUUUCUCUUUAAUACACUAUAGAGAAAUAUUCAAUUAAGAAAUUGUUCAGCUAUAAUGACUACUCAUACUAUUGAAGAAGCUGAAAGUUUAAGUUAACGUUUGGGAAUAUUAAUAGCUGGAUAAUUUAAAUGUUUAGGAACUCCAUAAUAUCUUAGAUAGUAUUUUAUUAAUUUAAUAAAUUUAGAAAAUAUAACAAAGGAUAUCAAAUUGAGAUAAAACACAAUAAUGAAUAGAUUUAAGAAAUAGCUGAUUCUGUUAUUAAAAUGUUUCCAAAUUCAUAAAUAAUGGAAGAUAAAAGAAAUGGAUUUAUGACAUUUAAGUUUGAAGAUGAAGAUUUCAGUUUUUAUAGAACAUUUUAAUAUUUUGAAAAGUUAAUAAAAGAAAAUUUAAUUGUAGAUUUUUAAAUAAAUGAAAAGUAUAUUUAUAAUUUAUUAUUAAUUAGUUCACUUGAACAUAUAUUUAUUCAUUUAAGUAAGAUUUAAUAAGAAAUUAAUGAAAAAGAGGGUUUAGUAUUUGAUUGA
This is a messenger RNA of Paramecium pentaurelia, 4217 nucleotides long. NCBI's taxonomy places the organism in Eukaryota, Ciliophora, Oligohymenophorea, Peniculida, Parameciidae. The record is from the annotation of a GenBank genome assembly.